GCAACUUUCGGGAAUGAAUAGAUUUUUAAUGGAUAUCGCUGAUUCAUCAUUGUAAAUGAUCUGUAUAAAUAGGCAAUUGCUCGUUUCAUUACUCCUUUUCUAAUAUCGGAACGUACUCCACUGGUAUGUCAGUGAGGUCAACAUGUCAAAAAUUUGCGUGUCUGUCAAGGAACGUUUGUUGAGUGUUGGAAUUUUAUGAAAUGAAAAAGUGAAUGUUGGUAUAUUAUUUGAGAUAUUUCCAGGUUAAUCGAGUGAUAUUUAAAAUAGUGCGAUCGAAUCGAAUCUAUCUUCAGUGAUCUUUAUAGAAGAAAGGAUUUUAAAAGAUGUCGGCCAAAGCUGUAAGAGAAGCUACGGGGAAGCAACUGAUAAAUAAGCAUCUCGGCGGAAACACGGCUUUUACACAAUGCAGAUUCGCGUCCGUCGACCCGGACACCAAGUUUUCCCAACUGGUGGCCGACAAUCCUUGGUUGAAAACCGAGAAAUUAGUCGUCAAGCCCGAUCAGCUCAUCAAAAGGAGAGGAAAAUUAGGACUGAUAGCAGUAAACAAGGAUUUCGACCAAGUCCAGCAAUGGAUCGCCGAACGCAUGAACAAGAACCAGAAAGUGGGCAACGCCACCGGAAAGCUCCGCAACUUCAUCAUCGAGCCCUUCGUGGCCCACAAGGAGGACGAAGAGACCUACGUUUGCAUAUACUCGCACCGAUUCGCCGACACCAUACUGUUCUACCAUCAGGGCGGCGUCGAUAUCGGCGACGUGGACAGCAAGGCUGUUAAAUUAGACGUACCGGUCGGUACCACGCCUGAUUUAGACGCCAUUACCAAGGUACUAUUAGGCGCCGUUUCGAGCUCGAAGAAGCAGAUGAUCGCCUCUUUCGUCUACAACCUCUACAAGUUGUACGUCGAUCUGUGCUUCACGUACCUCGAAAUCAAUCCGUUGGUGGUCACCGACAAGGAGAUAUUCGUGUUGGAUUUGGCGGCCAAAUUGGACGCCACCGCCGAUUUUAUCUGCAGACCGCAAUGGGGCGAAAUCGAUUACCCGCCGCCGUUCGGACGGGACGCCUAUCCGGAGGAGGCCUACAUUGCCGAUUUGGAUUCGAAAUCCGGAGCUAGUCUGAAACUGACCAUUUUGAACAAAUCCGGGAGGAUAUGGACGAUGGUCGCGGGCGGUGGGGCUUCGGUCAUUUACAGCGAUACGAUUUGCGAUCUAGGCGGUGCCGGUGAAUUGGCCAAUUACGGCGAAUAUUCAGGAGCGCCAACAGAACAGCAAACGUACGAAUACGCGAAAACGAUCCUCUCGCUAAUGACCCAGGAGAAACAUCCCCAAGGCAAGGUCUUGAUCACCGGAGGCGGUAUCGCUAACUUCACCAACGUGGCGGCCACCUUCAGGGGCAUCAUCACCGCUCUCGUUGAAUUUAGAGAGAGGCUCAUCGAGCACAAAAUAUCGAUUUUCGUGCGAAGGGCCGGUCCCAAUUACCAAGAGGGUUUGAGGCGUAUGAGAGAAGUCGGCCAGACUUUAGGUAUUCCUUUGUACGUUUUUGGACCUGAAACCCACAUGACGGCUAUUUGCGGUAUGGCUUUGGGUACUCGACCGAUUCCCUCUGAAAAUAACGUGGAAACGGCCACCGCGAAUUUCGCUUUGCCCAGCGGGGAAAAGGAGCCGAAUAAGCAACGUUUGGAACGCAAGGAAAUUCCCAAGGCCGCUGCAGUGGAGCACAGAGCAACAGCUGAAAAUGUACCAAACCCCGCACACUUAUCAUCACCAUCAUCAAAUUCACAGGGCGACGCGAGAUCCAGCCCGAUGUUCACCAAAGACACGAAGGCCAUAGUAUGGGGCAUGCAGAACAGGGCCAUACAGAGCAUGCUGGAUUUCGACUUCGUGUGCAGACGAAACCACCCGAGCGUCGUUGCCAUCAUUUACCCGUUCACCGGCGACCACAAACAGAAGUUCUAUUGGGGCCACAAGGAGAUCCUCAUACCGGUUUACAAGCAAAUGAAAGACGCCAUGACUAAACACGCGGAGGCCGACGUACUCGUAAACUUCGCCUCCCUACGAUCCGCCUAUUCGAGCACCAUAGAAACCAUGGAGUACCCUCAAAUCAGAACCAUCGCGAUCAUCGCCGAGGGCAUCCCCGAAAACUUCACGCGGAAAUUGAUCAAAGUGGCCGACGAGAAGGGCGUUUCGAUCAUCGGCCCCGCCACUGUAGGCGGCGUCAAACCGGGUUGUUUCAAAAUUGGCAACACCGGCGGUAUGAUGGACAACAUCUUGCAUUCGAAAUUGUACAGGCCCGGUAGCGUCGCUUACGUAUCGAGGUCCGGUGGUAUGUCCAACGAAUUGAACAAUAUUGUAUCCAAAGCCACCGAUGGAGUGUACGAAGGUGUUGCCAUCGGAGGAGACAGAUAUCCCGGUACUACUUUCAUGGAUCACAUAUUGAGAUACCAAGCUGAUGAUAACGUAAAAAUGAUUGUUCUUCUUGGCGAAGUCGGUGGUACCGAAGAAUACCAAGUGUGUGAGGCUUUGAAAACUAAGCGAGUUACUAAACCGCUCGUAGCGUGGUGCAUAGGAACUUGCGCCGGUAUGUUUACUUCAGAGGUUCAAUUUGGACACGCCGGUUCUUGCGCAAACUCUAAUCAAGAAACUGCCACCGCUAAAAACGAAGCCCUAAAAGCCGCCGGAGCUAAUGUUCCUAAUUCGUUCGAUUACUUAGGCGAUGUUAUUCAAGAUGUAUACGAAAAAUUAGUUAGACAAGGCGCUAUUGUACCAACACCAGAGGUUCCACCGCCUACUGUACCGAUGGACUACAACUGGGCACGAGAAUUGGGUCUUAUUAGAAAGCCAGCCAGCUUCAUGACCUCGAUUUGCGAUGAAAGAGGACAAGAAUUGAUUUACGCAGGCAUGCCGAUCUCUGAUGUCCUGCAAAAGAACGUCGGUAUUGGAGGAGUUAUUUCGUUGCUGUGGUUCCAACGGUGCCUACCGCCCUACGUAUGUAAAUUCUUCGAAAUGUGUUUGAUGGUAACAGCCGAUCACGGUCCAGCUGUAUCCGGUGCGCAUAAUACGAUUGUGUGCGCGCGCGCUGGUAAAGAUUUGGUCUCCAGCGUGGUGUCUGGAUUGUUGACCAUCGGGGAUAGAUUCGGCGGAGCAUUGGAUGGCGCCGCUAAAAUGUUCAGCGAAGCUUACGAUAAAGGAAUGCACCCCGGCGAGUUUGUUAACGCUAUGCGCAACAAAGGCCAGCUUAUUAUGGGCAUCGGUCAUCGAGUAAAGUCCAUCAACAACCCGGACCAACGUGUUAAAAUAGUAAAGGAAUUCGUGAUGGGUAACUUCCCCGCCACGCCGCUGCUUUUAUAUGCCCUUGAGGUGGAGAAGAUUACGACGUGCAAGAAGCCUAAUCUCAUCCUUAACGUGGACGGUGUCAUUGCUUGUGCCUUCGUUGAUAUGUUGAGGAAUUGCGGUAGUUUCACUAGGGAAGAGGCUCAAGAAUACAUCGAUAUCGGUUCGAUUAAUUCGUUGUUCGUCUUGGGAAGGUCGAUAGGUUUUAUUGGUCAUUACAUGGACCAGAAAAGGCUAAAACAAGGACUGUACAGGCAUCCUUGGGAUGAUAUUUCUUACGUUCUUCCCGAGCAAUAUAAUAAUGAUAAUUAGAUAUGCAUUUGUAGAUGUUACCGGUUAACGUGUAGUACUUUUGGCCGACAUUAAAGAGGUAGAUGAUAAUCUAAAAACAAGUAAGUGGUAAUACCAUGAAAUAGUUUAUCAUUUAAUAUAAUAUACAAAUUUAAAUUAUAGAACGAUACAAUAUUAGGUUCGAGUAUUCUUGUAAUACACUCGUUAUUAUUUUUUUAAUGUUAAAUUAUGUAUUUCAUGGUGAUAAAGCACUUACUUCGAGCACCUGGAGCGCCAGAAAUGGUGCCAUUAUUGUCGAGCACUUCAAAAUUUAAAAAAAAACACUGUUAUUGUAAAAAUGCACCAAUUAUUCUUAGGUGAAAAUUUUAAAAAGUUACGUUUUGUCUAUUAAUUUAUUAGUUUCAACUGUAAUUUAUAUUUUUAUAUGUAUGUUUAUUAUAAAGUGACAGCCAUGUUUAUCUAAAACAUGAGAAUUGGUAUGUUUAAAAAAAUGAAUAUAGCGUACUGACGCACACACAGGUUAUGUAGUUAUUUUAUCAAUUAAAUAAAGUUUCCAAC
Phyllotreta striolata is the source of this 4172-nucleotide messenger RNA. NCBI's taxonomy places the organism in Eukaryota, Metazoa, Arthropoda, Insecta, Coleoptera, Chrysomelidae. The record is from the annotation of a GenBank genome assembly.